Staurois parvus is the source of this 315-nucleotide messenger RNA. NCBI's taxonomy places the organism in Eukaryota, Metazoa, Chordata, Amphibia, Anura, Ranidae. The record is from the annotation of a GenBank genome assembly.
CCUGCACUGUGUCCGCAGUCUCUGGUCAUCUCCUGCACUGUGUCCGCAGUCUCUGGUCAUCUUCUGCACUGUGUCCGCAGUCUCUGGUCAUCUCCUGUACUGUGUCCGCAGUCUCUGGUCAUCUCCUGUACUGUGUCCGCAGUCUCUGGUCAUCCCCUGCACUGUGUCCGCAGUCUCUGGUCAUUCCCUGCACUGUGUCCGCAGUCUCUGGUCAUUCCCUGCACUGUGUCCGCAGUCUCUGGUCAUCUCCUGUACUGUGUCCGCAGUCUCUGGUCAUCACCUGCACUGUGUCCGCAGUCUCUGGUCAUCUCCUGC